CACACGAAAGGAUAAGAAACGGAAGGUGGACAGGGCCGAAAUAGGACCUCUGGAAAGAUAUCUUGGUUUGUUCUUGUCCACUGCGUUUUUUAUUCUUUCAUGUGUGCAUAUGAAAAUUUUGUACAUUACGAUUUAUACUGAAUUCCUGAAACGGCGAGCAUCUAGCGGCAUUUAUUAGUAAUAAAUACACCAAACCUUACUUAUAGCAUGUAAAGUACAAACCGUUAUAUCAUUAAAACAGCCUGCUGGGGUCCUUAACACAAAUCCAGUAACUUUACACUGCAGGGAUUUCCUUUCGUUUUAGGAGGAGGCUUCAUUGGAGACGGUGCGCACUGAAAACUGUGAAACCGCCCAAAGAGAGAGCUUGCCAGAUGAAACUUCUCCAGAUGACUCCUCUCCAGAUGUACCAUUGGUAGGCAUCGAGCCCUUUGAGCUGCCUUCGUGUUCAGACGACGAUGGGAACACCUUCAUUUUCCCCAAGCUUGGAGCUCUCCAUGAUACGAUCAUCUCUGGCAAACCUCUGACAUCUUCAUCAUUCCGAAAGAUUGUGGAGCUCCUCUUUCGCGCAAUGGUGAACAUAACAGUGAUCCCAUCUCAGCACUUUUACUCCAAGGUCACUCAGCUACUAACUGACAAGUACCCUCAGCUCCAAGAUGUUAUAGGAACUGGAUCAGACUCGUGGAGAGUAGCACUGCGGUACAAGUUCAAAAAUGAAAGACGUCGCCUUUCAGACGACGUCCGGGUUGCUGAAAACCGUGCAAAAUUUGGAUCAAAAAGACCAAAUGAUGGAGGUGCAGCCACACAGCUGAAGCGGCAAAAAAAGAUUAAGCUGAACAUCACUGCUUCGGCUUUGGCUGGAGAGGACGAAGCCAGCCUGAUCGCCCAUGAGGAAUGGCUUAUACGAGAAGGACGAAAGGCAGCUCCUGAUGAAAAAGGAAUCCAUGAAAGGAUGACUCUCACUGCGAGGAAGAGGCUCUCUGACAUGGCACAAAUGGGCAUUGAUGCUGUUAGGACAAGGUACCCAUACCUGAUGGACUCUCAGCGAUUCGCUAAAGAUUUCGAGAGGCUCACGAAGAUGAACCUGGCCGACAAAGUCGCAAAAGGGAUUGACAAGAUCGUUCUGUUGGCCACAAAGAAGGCGAUCGACUGCCAGGAGCAUGUCCUACUUACACUGCAAGCAGCACCGCACAUGGAUCUGGGGAGGCUCAGGACACGGCACAUCCUGACUGUUGCAACUCUGCGCAUUUUGGCACUGAACGUCAAGGAGUCAACAUCACUGCCCCUAAUGUUCGUGCAAGAAGAUGAUGAAAACAUCCCACCGACACCGUGUGUCCUGUACAGCGGGCAAGACUUAGAGGAUGCAGACUUCUUUCACCUGGUUGUUGAUCGUGAGAGGUUGUUCUCCGUUCCAAAUGCUGAGGAGGGGCUGUGUAUGUUGUUGGCAGCCUAUUGGUUGUUCAGUAUACAAUAUGAACGGAAGGCCUUCAACAUGCUCGUCACUCUGGAGAGGCUUUUUCUCGGCAUGAGCCACACAACUCCAAGGGCAGUGGUAAUUAAAUUUUUAAACAAAGUUUGCAGGCACGUGCAUGGUUGAAGCAAUGAUUUGUGCUUCAACCACACGCGCAUUAACUGCUUCGUUACGGUUCAGUUUGAGCUUUUUCUUUUUUUUUUUUUUUUUUUUACGGUGUUAGUUUGCAGGCUCUGUAAAAAUGGAUGUCCACCCACGGGACAGUGGGGCUUUACAGUUCAAGUAAGGAAAAUGAACACAUAUUUUAUUCAACAUUUUAUAAGUUAAUUUUUACAAAAUAGGUUUUGGGAAGAAUAGCAAAACUGGA
Ixodes scapularis (black-legged tick) is the source of this 1835-nucleotide messenger RNA. Its product is annotated as sterile alpha motif domain-containing protein 3-like. NCBI's taxonomy places the organism in Eukaryota, Metazoa, Arthropoda, Arachnida, Ixodida, Ixodidae. The transcript is spliced from 8 exons. The coding region runs from base 569 to 1594 and encodes 341 amino acids. The record is from RefSeq and is a predicted model, not a curated record.